Molecule: messenger RNA, 6449 nt
Organism: Pocillopora meandrina
Lineage: Eukaryota; Metazoa; Cnidaria; Anthozoa; Scleractinia; Pocilloporidae
Source: the annotation of a GenBank genome assembly
UUUAAAACAUGGCUGCCAUUUUGACUUGUCUUUUUAAAUCCUUUCAAUGGAUUCCUGUACUCUUUAUCAACGCAGUGAUUGUCUGGUCUUACUAUGCUUACGUCUUGGUUCUUUGCUUUGGUGAGAGCUCAAAAUUUUAGGGCCUAAAGGCGUUGAAUUGUUGAUUUCGUGAGCAUUAUACAGUUAGUGCUCUUGUGCCGAGUUAGGAAACUGAAAUUCUGCCUUCCGGUUAAAUAACUUUCUUAUGAUCUUGUUCUCUUUGUUUCGAUUUCAGAGAGUGUGCAGUCUCCAUUCGAAAGAGGUAAACGAAACUCUGCUAGAGACGUUAAUAAAAGUUUCGUGUGAGAAAUACACGAAUUACAAUCUGAUAAAAUCAAUACAACUUGCGUACUAAUGUUUAUGUGAAUUUCGUAAUUUGAUCGCUUCGAAAUGUUGCCAAAUUAUGAUUUCUCCUUCUUUUAAAUUUCAGCUGCGUAUUUGAUCUUCUAUCAUCCUUUCUUCUUCAUGUUGUUGAUCUCAUACUGGAGAACGAUAUGUACCUCUUCUGGUCUUGUUCCCUCGCAGGUUUGUUUAGUUUCAAAUAUUGGCUUAGAUGUCAUCGAUUUAGCAAAUAGUGCAGUAAUACUUUGCAAAUCAGAGAAUGUUCGCACUCUUAAUUUGUAAAGAGUGCUGUGAAAACGAAAAUAGUUUAGGAUUACUUCUACCGCCGUAAGUGUGAUCAGAUGACCUGAUCUUGAACUUGGGGAUCUUAAACUAUUAUAUAAUAUAGGAAACAUUUGUAGAAGACAACUCACAGCUGUAUUAAUCACGGACUUCAAAACCCAGGUUGCUCCUAACUUAGAGCCAAAACUGUUCUAAAUGUUACUUUAGUUACAUGUUACUAAGAAUUUCCAGUUAAAGUACAAACUCGGUUGCAAAAAGCUGUUUCUUGAAAAAUUCUGCACAACAUUGCAAAUUAUAAAAUUUGGAAUUAAUACACUUUUCAUGAAAUGGUUAUCCUUUUUAAAAGGAGUUUUAAGACUACACUGCAUAUCAUAUGUAAUUAAAUGUUAAUCUUGUUUUCAAUUUUCAGUUUUUCCUGUCAAGAGCAGACAGGGAGGCAUUAGAUAAUGGAGUAUGUAAUUUACUUAUUGUUCUUAUUAAUUUUAAAGCUAUCUUAGACUAAAGAUGCUCCCUGGAUGAUGCUUUUUUGAAAGAAGUAAAAAGAAACCAAAUUAUUUAGAUCUAUGAGGAUAAGAGUCAUGUUUUGCCCCGUUUCAAAAGGCACAUCACUCAACAGAUCUAAGAAUUACCAAUGCAAGUUUUAUAACAUAGCUUCUUUAAAUUAAAGAACCUGUGUAAUACUCAGCCACUGAUAAAAGUUUGUCACAAAAUGGUAUAUUUAUACACAGGGAAACUUUGUUGCAACACAGGUUUUGUUAUUAGAUGACAAUGUGUCAUGAAUUUUGGGGCACAAGAAAAUUUCACCCCUAAUGAAUAAAACUGCUCAGGUCAGGAAUUCUGCAUCAAUAUUCUUGGAGGUUCACAAUGUAUUUGCUGAUGUUUUUUGUUAUCUUAUAACCUUCAAAAUAUAAAUGAUAGGAAAUAUAUUUCCAUCAAUAAAUUACCAUCAAGCACAGUUUACUUUUAAAGUAAACUGUGCUUGAUGGUAGCAGAUAGAUCAGUAGAAAUGCUUAGUAAUAACUGGCCUAGUAACAAACUUACAUUAUUUAAUAAUUCUAGUGAAUUUUUUUUGCAAUAAGCAUUAUUAAGGAUAAUUAAUUAACACUGAAUUCUGAUUAGGGAGGCUACUCAGGAGUGACAGUGAGAUUAAAACAGACGUUUUAAAAAGAAAAACUUUAUUUUUUUGUGAUGUGUUGUCUUUCCUUUUUAGUUCACAAUGUACAUUUAUGAAAACUGUUUUCCUUUGAAAUCUGUCUCUAGGAUCCUAAAGAAGUCUUAGAAAAAAUAUCAAGAAAACUUCCAGUUUUUACACAGACCAUAUCAGGAGGUAAGAUCUUGAUUUUAUUGGAUUUUCUUGCGUCUUGUCACUUCAAUAUUAUGGAGUUUUUUUUAAAAUAAUUAAUUGGAAUUCUUUUGCAGCUGCUAGGUUUUGUGAUGUUUGUCAAGCCAUCAAACCUGACAGAUGUCAUCACUGCUCCAUGUGUAGAAAGUAAGUUGAACAAGAGGAGACAAAUUUCAUUUUCAGUUGAACAAAAUCUGAUUUUGUUAUUUAAUUUGGUAGAACAUUAUAGCGAGGGAAAUUAGGCAUUUUGGAACACUGAUUAAAACUAUUUAGUUACAAAAUUUUUAGAAGGGGUGAGAAGGAGUUUCACAAAGCCAUAUGCAAUUGUUAAUCUCUUAAUUUGCAAGGCCAGAUUGAUCAUUACCUUUCCCUUUUAGUAUCUUAACAUUUCCAUGUGAAUUAAACCAAGAGGAUGUGGUGUAACCUUAUGAUAACACCAUUAACCCUUUCAUUCUCAAGAUCUUAAUAGCAAUUCUCCUUACUUUUGCAGUUUGGAAAGCCUCAAAACACUAGAACAAAAAUUUAUCUUCCAAAUCAGCACCCUUAAUCCCCAUGGAAUCAACGAGCGCUUUUCAUUCAACUAAUUUAUUCCUGUGUUCUCGUCACCAUAUUCCCACCAAUAGCCUAGCUCCACUUUCUACAUAUAAACCCACACACAAUCCACAAUUCCUCCAAUCACUCUGACGAAGGGCUAAUGCUCGAAACAUCAGCUUUUUUUUUUACCCAUAACAAUGGCCAAUUUACAUUUUCAACUCAGUUGUUAACACUAAAUUACCUGCAAUUUUCCUUACUGUCUACCAUACAAUUCUUAUGAUGUCAGUUUGGAGAAUUUGGUAUGGGAUCAAGGGAUAAUUCCAUCUUGGUCACUCAUGGGAGGUUAAGGAUUAAACUGACAAGUAUUCGGUUUUCUUUUUACUUGAUUGCAGGGUAAUGUGGCCCUCACAUUGCCAGGGAAAGAUUCACCUUAACCCUUUAACACCCAGGAUCUCAUUAGUAAUUCUCCUUACUGUCGCCAUACAGUUCUUGUGAUUUUAGUUUGAAGAAUUUGGGAUUGGAUCAACUUACAAUCUCCUAAUUUAUAUUUUUCUUUACUCUCGUCACUUUUCUGCUUGAUGUUUUAUUGAUAUUAUAAGGAGAAAUUCUGUCUUGGUCACUCAUGGGAGUUAAAGGGUUAAUCAUUAAUAAUAAAUGGGGAUGAGGGAAAAUAACUUUUUUUUAAUAGUUUAUUUUGUAUUUAUUACAGAUGUAUUUUGAAAAUGGACCACCACUGUCCAUGGGUGAAUAACUGUGUUGGAUUUACAAACUACAAGUUCUUUCUGCUAUUCCUGUUUUAUGCAAUCCUUUACACACUCUAUGUCACAGCAACAGUUACAAAGUAUUUCAUUGCAUUUUGGAAUGUAAGUCUAAGAAAUUUUCAAUAUCGUUCCAUUUUUACUUUUGUUAUUUAAAGGGAUGUCAAAGAUUUGAUAGCAGUGUGUUCCUUGGGUGGUGUUAGAUAGACCCAUCCUUGCCAAAUUUUAUAAAUGUUUUUAAAAUAUCAUUGUUGACAAGAAAAGGUUGUCAUUCACUAGGAAGGGUGCUUGUUUCAAGGACAUAACCCAGUGUAACUGUGUGUUGAAGGUUUUUCAUGUUGUCAUUUUCUUGUCUCUUACAGAACUCUUUGGAAGGUGAUGGAAAAUUGCACAUUUUGUUUUUGUUUUUUGUUGCCCUCAUGUUUUGUAUAAGUCUUUGGUCACUUUUUGGUUACCAUUUAUAUCUUACUGGUAACAACAAGACAACACUUGGUGAGUUUGAAGUUUUAGUUCAUAUCUUUUUCUUCUGCCAAAUAUGUGCAUGAUUAUAAAGUAGAUAUCUUUUAAAUAGCUAAACAUAAGCAUUGAAAUGAACAUUUUUCCAACAGCUGAUGAUAUACAAUGUAGAGAAAUGACCUUCACUGGUAAGCUGCAAUUAAAUCAACUACAGAAAAGAGGCCUGAAAAAUUCAGGCCUCAACAGAAUUCAAAACUGAGCCUCCCACUUAUUAGUUAGGUGCUUAACCAGGAGGCCCUGGUUUGAAUCCCAUCCAUUCUGCAAUUUCUUUCAUUGCAGCUCACCUGUGAAGAUCAUCUCUCUACUUGUUAAACAUGUUAAGUAAUCUAUCCUUGGAAGCCUAAUUGGUUUUAACUCUACCUUCUCCACAUACCCUUCAAUGAUUUUAUAUCAUGUGAGCUUGAUUUUUUCAAUGAAAAUAUUAAGCUUAUUAUACAUUUUUUGUCUGCAUGAGUUGCAAUGCUAUUCAUGUCUAGUUCUCAAAUAUUUUGUAAAGUAGUGUUAAGUUCAGAAAAGUUUAUAAAAUUUGUUUAUCUACAGUGAUGUACAUGUAGUUCCUCUGUUUCUUUCCUGACAGAGUCAUUCAGAGUUCCUCAUUUCUCUUAUGGCCCAAAUAAGGAUGGCUUCAGUUUGGGAACUGUAAUUAAGAAUGCAGAACAAGUUUUGGGACUCAACAAGUGGUAUUGGUUUUUACCUAUUUUCACCAGGUAAGAGUUUUGUAAAUGCAUUCCACUACCUUCUCCCUGCCCCUCCCCCUCCCCCUCCCCCUCCCAGACAAACACACACUUUCCCCUCCCAGUGUACCCAGCUAAAAAGCCAUGUUGGAGUUUUCCUUACAUAAUAACCAUUAGCUACUCUGAACCCCACCAUCUGAUUUAUCAAGUUUCAUAAAAAUUAAAAAUAAAGAAAUAAUAAAAAAUAAAUUAAUAAUGGUAAAAUACUGGUUUAUUAAAAGAAUAUAAAGAAGAACCCUGCUGACUCAAACUCCCAGAGGUUCCUCUGUAUAUCCACAAGUUGACAGUUUAUACACAAAACUCAAAACUGUUUUUACUCUGCACUCCUAGUACAAAUAGCAUAGUAGUAUUGUUUGAUAGCAGCCUAGUUUAGAAUCUUGAAAAUUACUAGCUCAAUUUUGAGUUAAGAAGUGACAUUUUCCAAUUUUUCAUUUCUUGGACAGUAUUGGUGACGGAGUUCACUUCCCACUGGUAAAUCAACCUGAGCAAGACUCAUUAUUAAAUGAUCAGCAAAGAUGGAUGGAGGAAGGGGAGUUGGAUCCACAGGACACCCACUCCAAUGACGACAAAGGUGAUUCUACAAUUGUGGCCAUUGAUAUUACAUCAGAAGAGCUGCUGCAUGAGAACGAAGUGGAAACUCAGGUGCCAUAUGCUCACAGGGCCAAACCAGAUGUGCUGGCAGUUCAGGAAGAUGACAUUCAAGAUGGGACGGCAUUGUAAUAUCUGCUCUGAAGCGCUAGUUUCCCUGGCUGGAACUGUUGGUGUUUGCCAUGGACUCUUGCUGAGGCAGUAUUUCAUCAACAUAAAUGUCAUUGAAAAAAAUAAUGCUGGCUGGUAAACUUUUCCAUUUUCUGGAACAGAGGAAAAAUUCACUGCGACUCAAUCAAAGAAUGGACUCUUACUGAAUUGGGAACCAGUGGUUGAAUAACAUGUUGUGACCAUUUUGGAAAAGUACGUGGUGCUUAGUCUAUGAUAUUUACAUAUGACUGCUAGUGUACAUUGAUUUUAGUUUUGCGCCAAACAUAUGGAAUGCUGUAUGGAUUUGAGAGAAAUCUAGGGACUGAAAUGUGUUAAAGCAACAUUUGAUUUAUUUAUCACAUGGCUCAUAGAUCAUGGAUUAUGGAUUUGCAAGAUAAACAAUUUGUUGAAGUUCUCUAGACUAGGUCAUUAUUUCUUAAAUGUAAUUUUAUAUCUGAGUAAUUUAUUUAAAAACCUAAUUUUGGCGUUAGGUUUGAGCAACUACCCAAAAGGCAGGUAAUGUUACAAGGAGUCUUGAGUUUUGGACACCAAUGAAAAAAUGAAAAAAGUGAAAAUUUGCUGCAGAUAAAAAUAGUUGCAGAUUGUAAAUAGUAUAGGCAUCAGCAGAUGUGUUAUUAAACUAGCAAUUUUGAGGAUAUCUAGCUAAGACUCUAAUUGUCCAAUGCAAUGUAAAUUCUUUCAAGCUCAAGACAGCUGCAAGUGACUGUAAUUGUAUAUUUUAUCUUUUUGAGCUUAAAUACUCAAACUGAAUCAGCUUUAGUAGUUUUGUAGAUUCUUCGCAACAGUUGGGUCAUAUAUCAGGAUACUUCCCUUGGUUGAUCGUUUUACAAAUUAUUAUUACCUGUUGUUCAGUAUAGAUUUUCAAGGAGAAUUUAUAUUUUGGUCACUCCUGGGAGAGGAGAUAACCAAAGAGAAUUGUGCAAUCACGAUCUUGCUUUUUUUUUGUUUAAAUCCCAAUGUAAGGUCAAAGCAAAUUUUGUAAUUAAUGAACUGAUAGAGUAUAUGUUCUUAUGUUUAUUUUGCUUGAUGAAAUUGAUGGAAUGUAUGUGGUGUUUCUUUUAGAAUUUUUGUACUUACUGUAUCAAAAGAUUUAUUUUGCUUUCUUACUUACAUGGAUUAAAGAUGGGAAUACAAAGGUGUGGG